Messenger RNA from Acanthocheilonema viteae, 1032 nucleotides. NCBI's taxonomy places the organism in Eukaryota, Metazoa, Nematoda, Chromadorea, Rhabditida, Onchocercidae. The record is from the annotation of a GenBank genome assembly.
AUGGAUAACGAGGAAAUAAUGUCAGAUAACGAUCGAUUACCUGCUGUUGAUGAUAUUGUAUUAUCAGCCCGAAACAAAGCUUACAAAUUGAUAUCUGUUAUUGGUGAAGGAGGUUAUGGGAGUGUUUUUUUGGCCAGAUGUGAGAAUGAUGAAACAUCGGUAGCAUUAAAAGCUGAGAAAUUCAGUAAAACAGUGUUAAGAAUUGAAAUUGGAGUGUUGCGAGUAGCAAAUCAACGAAAUUGUAAGCAUAUCUGCAAGAUGUACGACUAUGGUCAUGUCAAACAGGAAUUUAUGUUUAUUGUAAUGUCAUUACUUGGGCCAGAUCUUAAUAAACUACGCAAUCAAACUUCCAUUCGAAUAGCAAUGCAAACAUUGAAUGCUAUCGAAGAAUUGCAUCAAUGUGGCUUCCUUUCUCGUGAUAUUAAACCUAGCAAUUUUGCAAUUGGCAAUAAAGCUAAUCAUCAACAUCAUUACAUUUUCAUAUUCGAUUUUGGCCUCGCAAGACGUUAUCUUAAUCGAAAUUUAGAAGUAUUACCAUCACGUGGUGAAAUGGGUUGGCGUGGUACGACACGAUACGGUUCAUUAAAUGCUCAUCAUAGGCAAGAUUUAUCAAGACGUGAUGAUUUGGAAUCAUGGUUAUAUAUGAUGGUUGAACUUACUAAAGGAUCACUUCCAUGGCGUUUGACUACUGAUCGUUUACUUGUACAAAAAGCUAAAGAAGAAGCACGUACAACAAAAAAAGAUGAAUUUUUUGAAAAUUGUCCAUUACAAUAUGAACAAAUUUUGCAAAUUAUUGAUAAAUUACAAUUUGACGAAACACCACCAUAUGCUACCAUUUAUAAUAUUUUAAAUGAAAUAGCAGAUGAAAACGGCACUGCAUUAACGGUGGGAUAUGAUUGGAAUGAUAGCAUAUCAUCGAUAACAACAUCUACUUCUAAUGCAAUAAGCCUUGAUCAUAGUCCAUCAAACAAUCAUAAGGAGAAAAAUAUUGGACAAGAUUGCUUGUCACGUGAUGACUUACCAGUUCAAUAA